This is a messenger RNA of Sinocyclocheilus rhinocerous, 1143 nucleotides long. RefSeq names its product elongation factor 2-like. Gene Ontology annotation, molecular function: ribosome binding; GTP binding; translation elongation factor activity. Gene Ontology annotation, biological process: translational elongation. The transcript is spliced from 5 exons. The record is from RefSeq and is a predicted model, not a curated record. Gene Ontology annotation, cellular component: cytosol; ribonucleoprotein complex. NCBI's taxonomy places the organism in Eukaryota, Metazoa, Chordata, Actinopteri, Cypriniformes, Cyprinidae. Bases 100 to 1128 code for a protein of 342 amino acids.
UCGUGACGCGUCCUUCUCCCUGCCUGUCCCCACCAGCGGAAGGCAGCGCGCUCUCUGUUCUAAAAUCAGUGCUGAGUGAAUCCUGAAACAUCUGCCAAAAUGGUGAACUUCACAGUGGACCAGAUCCGUGCCAUCAUGGACAAGAAGUCCAACAUCCGUAACAUGUCCGUGAUUGCGCACGUGGACCACGGGAAAUCUACACUGACCGACUCUCUGGUGUCCAAGGCUGGAAUCAUCGCUUCGGCCCGCGCCGGAGAGACCCGUUUCACUGACACGCGCAAGGAUGAGCAAGAGCGCUGCAUCACCAUCAAAUCCACGGCUUCAUUUCUUUAUUCCAGGACCAUUUUGAUGAUGGGUCGUUACGUCGAGCCCAUCGAAGACGUGCCAUGCGGUAACAUCGUGGGUCUGGUUGGCGUGGACCAGUUUUUGGUGAAGACCGGGACCAUCACAACUUUCGAGCAGGCCCACAACAUGCGUGUGAUGAAGUUCAGCGUCAGCCCUGUGGUCAGAGUGGCGGUGGAGGCCAAGAACCCCGCCGACCUGCCCAAACUAGUGGAGGGACUCAAGCGCCUGGCCAAGUCCGACCCCAUGGUGCAGUGCAUCAUCGAGGAGUCCGGAGAGCACAUCAUCGCCGGCGCUGGAGAGCUUCACCUGGAAAUCUGCCUUAAAGAUCUGGAGGAGGACCACGCCUGCAUUCCACUGAAGAAAUCGGACCCCGUUGUGUCCUACAGAGAGACGGUCAGCGCAGAAUCAAACCAGAUGUGUUUGUCCAAGUCUCCCAACAAGCACAACCGUCUGUACAUGAAGGCCAAGCCGUUCCCCGACGGUCUCGCCGAAGACAUCGACAAGGGCGAUGUGACAUCCCGCCAGGAGCUCAAGGCCCGCGGCCGUUACCUGGCUGACAAAUACGAGUGGGAGGUCACAGAGGCCCGUAAGAUCUGGUGCUUCGGACCUGACGGAACCGGACCCAACCUCCUGAUGGUCGUGACCAAAGGAGUGCAGUACCUGAACGAGAUCAAGGACAGCGUCGUGGCUGGAUUCCAGUGGGCCACUAAAGAGGUGAGACGCUCGAAGUUAAAUGGGGUUUGGUUAACUAGCUGUCCUCUUGAUGCCCUGGCUGGUCUGUGAGGAGAAAUCAUGCAC